This is a messenger RNA of Boeremia exigua, 2255 nucleotides long. RefSeq lists its product as uncharacterized. The coding region runs from base 272 to 1996 and encodes 574 amino acids. The transcript has 2 exons. Gene Ontology annotation, molecular function: oxidoreductase activity. The record is from RefSeq and is a predicted model, not a curated record. NCBI's taxonomy places the organism in Eukaryota, Fungi, Ascomycota, Dothideomycetes, Pleosporales, Didymellaceae.
UCUCGAUAACAGUUUAGGAAAAUGCUCGGCACUCGCUAGCAUGCGGCUUGUUUUCACAUACUACUCAACGAUAUGAGAUUUGUGCGACUUGUAACGCGUAGGUGUCGCGUGCAUGUGAGCACCCAGAUGGUCUCACCGAAACGGUGACGAUCUCGGGAGCCAUCAAGGUGCGAGGCGUGACAUACACCUCAAAUAUCGACGCAGCCUCAUAGAAACCAUCCAAACAGCUUGAAUUGCUCGAAACUCCUUGUCUUUUACACACUGUGCUGCUAUGCAUGUCCAUGACGUCCUCAUCAUCGGCGCCGGUCCUGCCGGGCUUGCCGCUGCAGCAAGACUGCGAGAGCAUACACCCAGUGCAACUUUCACGGACGACGAACAUCAGCGUUACCACUGGAUUCGAAAGCACGGUCGCAAGAUGAACGUCAAGAACUACAGGACCAACAAAGACUCUCUAUCGACAUUGCGGCCUGCGUCCGACACAUCUGCAUGCGGUUGCAGUUGCGAUGCAAGGGCCAGUGACACCUCUAUAGACAUGCUGGUGCUGGAUGCGGAUGGUGCCGAUUGGAUGAGCAAGUGGAAUCGAUUGUUCAAGACCUUCGGUAUCAAUCAUCUCCGCAGCCCAAUGUUCUUCCAGAUCGACCCCGCGGAUCGCGAUGCACUCCUUGGUUACGCAUACGAGAAGGGGCGAGAGAAGGAGCUACAAGCUUUGCCGGGCUGUGCGGGUAAGGAGAUCAGCAAGCACCGGAAGAAGAAGAAGAUAAAGAGAGGGAGAUUCCCAGGGUCAGGGCCAGAUGUUGAUGAGCGAGACCGGAAAGACUACUUCACGCCAAGCACAAGUCUAUUUACAUCGCAUUGCGAAGAAGUCAUUCGGAGAUAUGGUCUGGGGCCCGACAUGCUUCGACAGGAGCGUGUGUUGGACGUACGCUACGAGGAAGCAAGUAGCUUUGGUGGUGCUGAACACGAUAGUGUUAUCUCAGAUGAUGCGUCGUAUGAAGACAGGAAAAUAUUCUGCGUCAAGACCGACAAGACCCAAUAUUUUGCCAACAUCGUCAUUCUAGCAGUCGGGCCCGGCAACGCGCCAUCGAUACCCUCCAUCCCAGGUCUGCCAACACCGAGUCCACACGAAGGUUACACACACGCAAUGCAAAUCAAGCAGUUUCCGCCACCACACGUUGCCGCCAGAGUCAAGGCUCGGCGCUCAACCAAUAUGCUUAUCGUCGGCGGCGGCCUCACCAGCGUCCAACUCGCCGACCUUGCCAUCAAGCGAGGGGUGACAAAGGUCUACCUCCUCAUGCGCGGGCCACUAAAAGUCAAGUACUUCGACGUGGAUCUCGACUGGGUAGGCAAGUUCCGCAAUUUCAACCAAGCUGCUUUCUGGAGUGCAGACACAGACGAAGAGCGCUCCACGAUGAUCGCCCAAGCCCGCAAUGGCGGCAGCAUCACCCCACGCUACCGCAAGAUCCUCGAUGCACACAUCGCCAGCGGUAGAAUAGUCCUGCACACACAUACCACGCUGGCCUCCCUAUCGUGGCACGCUGACACGCAGUCCUGGACAGACGUUAAAUGCUCAACAACCUCCGAGGUCCCACCACCCGUACUCCCGGCACUCGACUACAUCGUCUUCGCAACUGGCAUACAAUCCGAUAUCCGCACCAUCCCCUUCCUCGAUUCACUGCGCGUCCAGCACCCCAUCACGUGCGUCGCCGGUCUGCCCUGUCUGACUGACGAUCUGAUGUGGGACACUGGCGUGCCACUGUUCGUCACAGGAAGGCUGGCAGGUCUGCGGCUGGGCCCUGGCGCGCCGAAUUUGGUCGGGGCGCGCAUUGGCGCGGAGAGGAUUGCGUGGAAUGUCCAGGACGAAUUGGAGAGAUUGAGCAGUAAGGGAGUACGGGUUCAGCGCAGAGACUCGGGGUACGAGGACGGCGCGGAUGAGUAUGAGACGUAUGCGAGUGCGAGGGCGAAUCGAUUUGCGGGGCUGGUAGGGGUUGGGGGGUGAUUCGGCAGUGUUUGGAAGCAGUUGCUGUCUUUCUACUUGUGACAUGGAUUAGUCCUCAUAUGCGUGCCAGUCUCGUACGGAAACCAUCUCGCUAUUCAAUCCUAUACACGCUCGGAGACUGUUCUUCGAGACCCAGCUUAGUGACUACGAGCGUCCUGUCUUCCAGCUUAUACAAAUACCCCUACCUUUAUGUUAGCAGCACACUUCCAAUCACCGUGACUUCAGAACCUACGACAGACUGUCUAGCAUUACCCUGCUC